UCCCCAUCUUCUCACGUCCCGAAAUGAGUUAACUAACACAUACUGCCGAGCUUCCCUCGCCCAACCCCAGCAGCAACGAGGGAGGGUCGCCUCUUCCCUCUCCGUUGAGCCUCUUCUCCACCUUUCCUCCCCUCGUCCUCGCCUUCCUCAUCCAGAUCCGGUGGCGGGGUCCUCAGGAGGGCAGUCUCGAGCUCGAGGACAGCGGCGCGCACCUUCUGCAUCGAGUUUCGGCUUGUUCACACCGCCGCCUCGAGCCGCUGCCCACCUCUCCCUGGUUCCGGCCUUCCGUGGCGGCGCCGAAGUGAAGAGCAGAGGAGCGAUACAAAUCAGCAUGGCAACGAGCGCCACGACGUGGGUGCUGAAUCCUCUCCUUGGUAAGCUCAGCCAGUUGCUCGGCGAGGAGUACAAGAAGCUCACGUGUGUGAGGAAGCAAGCCUCAUUCCUCAAGGACGAGCUCAGCGCCAUGAAAGCUCUCCUUGACAAGAUGGAGCUCAUGGAUAAGCUCGAUCCCUCCGCCAAGAACUGGAGGGACCAUAUCAGGGAGAUGUCCUAUGACAUGGAGAACUGCAUCGAUGACUUCAUUCACGACUUCGAAGGUGCCCGUGCAAAGAAAGGCUUCGUGAGGAAGAUGGCUCAACGCCUCAGGAGGCUGGGGAGGCGUCAUCAAAUUGCCAACCGGAUCGAGGAGCUCAAGGUUUUUGUAGUUGAGGCGAAUGCUCGGCGCGAGAGGUACAAGAUUGAUGAUUGCAUUAAUUCGAGUCCUGCCGAUGUGGUCGUCGAUCCCCGGCUCCCAGCGCUCUACAAGGAGGCAGCAGGCCUUGUUGGUAUUGAUGGCCCGAGAGAAGAGCUAGUCAGUUUGUUGAUAGAUUCUGAGAAAAAACUCAAAGUAGUUUCCAUCGUAGGGUUUGGGGGUUUGGGUAAAACCACACUUGUCAAACAAGUGUAUGAUGAGGUUGGAGGGUGGUUUGAUUGCAAGGCAUUUUUCUCAGUCUCCCAAAGGCCAGAUGUGAAAAUCCUUCUCAGUGGCCUACAAAAAGAGCUUGGGAUAGGGGAUACUUCUCAUGCUUGUCAGUUGCAAGGCAUUAUUGAUCGCCUUAGACAACACCUCAAACAUAAGAGGUACUUUAUUGUAGUUGAUGACUUGUGGGAUCAACAAGCAUGGGAUAUUAUUACUUGUGCCUUUCCUGAAAAUAGUAUCGGGAGUAGAGUAAUGGUAACCACACGAUUGGAUGAUGUAGCUGUCAAAGCAUGUCAGAGUGACCGUGCCUGCAUUUACAGAAUGAAACCACUGAACGAACAAGACUCAAGAAAAUUAUUCUUUGAUAGAGUAUUUGGGUCUGAAAAUGUAUGCCCACCACAGUUCACAGAAUUUUCGGUUGAAAUUAUCAGGAAGUGUGGCGGAUUGCCACUUGCAAUUAUCACCAUAGCUAGCCUAUUAGCUAGCCAUGAAUCAAGAUUGUUGAAUGAAUGGGAGAGCAUAAAGAAUUCUCUUGGUGCCACGUUUGCCACAAAACCCACCUUGGAGGAGAUGAGGGCAAUAUUGAACCUUAGCUACAUGCAUCUUCCUGUUUAUCUCCGGCCAUGUUUUUUGUAUCUUGGCAUGUAUCCAGAAGACCGUGAGAUCGAGAGGGAUGACCUGGUUCGGCAAUGGAUAGCCGAAGGCUUUGUUUGUAGUUCGCACGGAGCGGAUUUGUAUGAUGUUGCGAACAGUUAUUUCAAUGAGCUUGUUAAUAGAAGUAUGAUUCAUCCUGGAAGAACAUCUUAUGGGCAGGUAUUUUCUUGCAGAGUGCAUGAUAUGAUGCUUGAUUUGAUCCUAAGUAAGAGUACAGAAGAUAAUUUUAUUAGUGUAGCACAUAGCUAUGAAGACGUGGCAAAAUUGUGCGGCUGCAAGUACAAGAUUCGUCGAUUAUCCCUCCAAUCAGGUGUAGGUGGUGCAAAGUCGGAGGCCCUUGCUACUAGCAUGUCACAAGUUCGAUCAUAUGCAUGGUUUGCAGAGUCCCAAUAUACACCUCCCCUUUCGCAAUUUAAGUAUCUACGGGUGCUUGCCUUUGAGUUUCCAUAUAAUUGGAAAAUGACAGUCAACCUCACUGCAAUUGGCCAUUUGUUUUUACUGAGAUAUCUGAAGGUUUCAGCCAUAUCAGCAGGUGUAGCGCUCCCAGCAGAGAUUCAAGGGCUUGUGCAUUUGGAAACUCUGGAGUUAUAUUGCGAGCCGCCGCAAAGCUUUCCUUCGGAUAUAAGUUGUUUGGCCAGUUUGUUUCAUCUGGUGCUUCCAAGCGGUAUAGGGCUGCCUGAAGGGAUCGAAAAGAUGAAAUCAAUCCGCACCCUGUGUAGUUGGGACAUGUCAAAGAGUUCGUUGGAGGAUAUCAAAGGCCUUGGUGAGCUGACCAAUCUGAAGGAAUUGAACUUAAGCACGCAUUGCAGCAAGUGCUUGACGUUGGAACAAGAGGAUGCUUUGGUCUUCUCCAUCGUAAUGCUCCGAGGCCUCAAGCGCCUUGAGAUCAUUUGGAAGCGUGGAUGCAGUGAUCCUGACAGCCAGAUGGACACCUUACAUGACCCCCCACCACGUCUCGAGAGACUCUAUCUGCCAAAGUGGGAGUUCAGAAGAGUUCCCAAAUGGAUUGGUGAGCUAUGUUGCCUCCGGAUCCUCAAUUUGUGUGUUUUGCGCCUGUCGAGUGAUGACUUUCGUGUUCCUGGAGAGCUCCCCUCCCUCAUCUCUGUCAAGUUUUGGGUGAUGGAUGUCUCCCAAGACAAGGUUGUGGUCGGCACAGGGUUGUUCCCGGUUCUGGAAGACUUUUGGCUUGAGCGUCAUGAUGUCACUGUGAGUCUGUGCUUCGAGGCAGGGGCUAUGCCCAAGGUACAAAGGUUCACCCUGCAAUCCGCCUGGGCAGAGUGGAGAGGUGCUACACCAGUCGGCAUGGAGUGUCUGCCCUGCCUCCAGGACAUCCGUGUGCUUUGCUACUCCAGCAAUUCCGCUGAAGUCAAGUCUGCCUUCGAGAGCGCUGCAAGUCUGCACCCACGGCGUCCCUCUGUUACACUCUAAGUAGCCAUCCGUUUUAUCUGUUUGUAACUUAAUUACUUUCUUCUUCUAGAGCACUGUAAGCCUGAUGCACCUUUAGUUUUAUUUCUUUCAAUGAAUAUUUUUGUCAGCGCAAUUA
Messenger RNA from Triticum dicoccoides, 3155 nucleotides. RefSeq names its product disease resistance protein RGA5-like. Gene Ontology annotation, biological process: defense response to other organism. The record is from RefSeq and is a predicted model, not a curated record. The transcript has 2 exons. The coding region runs from base 332 to 3040 and encodes 902 amino acids. Gene Ontology annotation, molecular function: ADP binding. Lineage: Eukaryota; Viridiplantae; Streptophyta; Magnoliopsida; Poales; Poaceae.